This is a messenger RNA of Loa loa (African eye worm), 1842 nucleotides long. RefSeq names its product metalloprotease. Gene Ontology annotation, molecular function: metalloendopeptidase activity. The transcript is spliced from 12 exons. The record is from RefSeq and is a predicted model, not a curated record. NCBI's taxonomy places the organism in Eukaryota, Metazoa, Nematoda, Chromadorea, Rhabditida, Onchocercidae. The coding region runs from base 1 to 1842 and encodes 613 amino acids. Gene Ontology annotation, biological process: membrane protein ectodomain proteolysis.
AUGAUCAUAUCUAUGCUUUCUCCUCUAAUUGCUUUAUUUUUUCACUUAAUUUCAGCAGAAUUAGUUGUCAAUUUCAAUGUCACAUAUGAGUCAGAUGUUACGGAUCAGCAUGAAAUUCAGGAAAGAAUAUCACGACGAUCACGUCGUGAGCCAGCCAUAUGGGGUGAUCCGGCACCGGAUUAUAGUGCUGUUCAACUGAAUGGUUAUAUACACUUCCUGAAUGCCCUCAUUUUCGUUGAUUCGAAAAUUACUAAUCAUUAUCGCUCCAAUAUGGAAAAAAUCAAGAGAGAUGUGAUGAAAUUAAUUCAAGAAGCUAAUAAUUAUUUUUAUCAAAUAAAUAUUCGGAUAAUUGUGGUGGAUAUAUUGCAAACAUUACGUAAUGACCUCAGUUUGUAUACUUUUGAGGAAUACAGAAAUCGAAGGAUAUCAAAAUUACCCGUUCAUGAUUUUGCUGCCCUAAUUUCAUAUCGUUAUGCUGGUGGAUUAGCAUUUGUUAAUGGUAUGUGUACUUCAAAAACUGUUAUGUUAUGCGGGUUCUAUCCACAUAAUCCAUCUGCAAUGGGUGGUAUAUUUUUCCACGAAGUUGCACAUCUUCUUGGCGUACCACAUCGUAAUUCAACUAAUCUUAUUGAUGUACCGAAUUGUUCCUGUCCAAUAACUGGAAGUACUACUAUUUCUGGAUGCCUUAAAAUACCAGGUUAUGAUCAUGAUUGCACGUUACAACAAAUGGUGAAUAUGUUGGAGAAAAAUCGUUGUUUGCGGCAUGUUAAGACUAUUAGUUUCUUCUCUACGCAACAUAAGGUUGAAAAAUCAUUGCCGCUUUGCGGUAAUGGUGUUAUCGAAGGUAAGGAGGAAUGCGAUUGCGGUUUACGCAAGUUAUGCCGCAAUUGGAAUUGUCGUGCUGAUGAAUGCUUACAGAUUGUAAAAACUUGGCAAAUGCUGUGGUAUUAUUGUCCAAGCAAUCUUCUAAAACUUCUUUCAAACCUUAAAUCAAUAAUCCGUCCAAAAAAUAGGCAUUUUUGGCAUCAACCUGAUAGUAAUUACGCGAAAUCAUUACGUCGUACUGGUAAUGGUAUUAUCGUAGCUAAGCACCAUUUCAUUGGAAUACCUCAUAAGCUAGAUUCAAAUGGUAUAGCAGUAUUAAUUGCGCCAAAUGAUAAGGAAUGUCUUAUACGUAAGUCAACAAUAACACGACCUACACAACCACCACCACCACCACCACCUCCAACACUUUCAGCACGAAGUACUCUUAACAAAGCACUAUCAUCAAUUCAUUCUGAACCAUUAUCUUCAUUCAAACAAUCACCAUCACCACCAGCGCCACCAUUACCAACAAAACCGCCUAAUUUAUCUCUUAAAAUGAUUGUAACGAAUAGUUGUGAUGGUACCUAUGAAAUACCAAAUACAACAAGGAAAAGAUUGUCAUCAUUGGUUCAAUCCAAUACAGUAAUGGAUUACACACAAUCAUUUGAUCAUUAUACUGUAAAUUAUGAUGAUAAUAUAUCACGAAAAUUUGAUGAUGAUUUUGAUGAUGAUUUCGAUGAUAGCGGAUUGCUUUCUGAAUCAACAAAUGAUGAAAAGCAACAACAACAACAAUCGAUACAGUAUACGGUGAUAGUUCCCAUGAAAGAACGUUUACCUGUACAAGAAAAAAAAAGCAUGAAAUCAGUACCCCAAAAUAUAACCAAAUUGUCUACACGUGAGGAAUCAUUCUCAUCCAAUGAAUCCAGAGGUCAACUCUGUCCAUCGGUUGAUACGGUAAGCACUGGGCUAAGCGAAGAAGAUGAGCGUUUUAUUUCUGUUACCGAUAUUGUGCGCAAAUUUAAUGGUGGAAAAUGUUAA